Oncorhynchus kisutch (coho salmon) is the source of this 1920-nucleotide messenger RNA. It is a transcript of the gene tex36, whose product is annotated as testis expressed 36. Bases 1197 to 1820 code for a protein of 207 amino acids. The transcript has 4 exons. The record is from RefSeq and is a predicted model, not a curated record. Lineage: Eukaryota; Metazoa; Chordata; Actinopteri; Salmoniformes; Salmonidae.
CAAAGCUAGCUAGCGAUUGCUUACUUGCCUGCCACUGUCGCCCCCACUGUCAUCCCACUUUUUCACUUCCACGGUCUGGAGGGACGCCAUCCUCUCGGUUCCCAAUCCCAGCUGUUUCUGAACUCAUGUUCUAUCUACAAGCUAGCUCCUGGCCACACAAACGAAUGCUGUCCAAGGGGUACCCGUUCAUAGCAAACUAGCUGCCUUAAAAUGUCAACAACAAUUGCAGUCAGAAGAUUGCUGGAACUCACCACCUGCUGCUUAGUAGCUAGCUAACAUAACUUUACACACCAAACGACAUAACGUUAUUUGUUCAUGAUCAGAACGAUAUGAAAAUUUGCUAACAAAUUGAGUUACUGCUUUUACAUUUAAUCUAUCACUGUUUUGCAGAACCUUCCAGACGGAAUGAACAACACCACUUGCUUUAGCCGUUCUGUCUGCUGCUGUUGACAGACCACACGUUAUUGUAAAGCGAGAGAGCUCACAAAUUCCGGGUAAAAAAAAACUCAAAAUUAAACUAUGAAGGGUAAGUGGCUUUUAAUAUAAUACAACAGGAUGUGGUAGCUAGCUGUUACAUAACUGAUAUAAUUGGAUUUGGACAAAGGCGACAAAAACAUUUAAAAGAAGAGAGGUUAGGGUUGGACUUUUAGUUUGAUAUAAGCAGUCGGUUGUGAUGUACAGUGAGGGUUUUCAGUUGCUGCUAACUUCACAUGUUCAAUUAUGCUCUGGAUAUGGCACUUCAAUCUGGAAGUUAACUUCCAGUGAGUUUACAAAAAAAGGAUACAAUAAAUGACAUUUUCUGGAUAAUUUCUAUUCAUUCUCUUAUGUUCUGAUUCUUUAUUUUUCUAUUCUUUACCCUAAUUCCUUAUCUUUAUCUACAUGUAUUAUUUCUUUAUUUGCAUAUUCCUUUUCCCCCAGUUCCCUUUCCUUCAGUUGUAUAAUUGGAAGGUUAAAUAAAACUGCCUUCAAAUGAAAUAGAAAAUGGAGAAUAAGGCGGGCUGAAUUGUGAUGUAACAAACAGAAAUAAAAUACACUUAUUUUUUUCAAAUGGAAUAGAAAUGAUUUGUGAUUAGUAUGUUAUUAUAGUUACUGUUGUUUGCAUUCUUUGUGAGAAGAAUGUGAGAAGCAAAAGUAUUAUAAACCCUGUCCAGGUGGUCAUAUUUGUGCUGUCUUUACAAAGUUUCAACCUUGUUAAAAUGACAAAAGGUGGUAAGAAAUACUCAUCAAUGGAAAAGGAUGGCAAAUGGUUGGCUCAUGCAGGUUUACCAGCAAAUGACACCAGUAAACGGGAGACGUGCACCAGCACAGGGUAUAUGAUGUCUCAGAGUGAACCACUACCUCCAGCAUCGAGCACAGAGAAGUAUCCCAAGAUCUUCAUCAACACAGAACAGAAAACCAUGGGAAGAGUCUAUCCAUUCUCAGCCCAUGAUAACCAAGCUGCACUGCAAGAUACCAUCACUGUAUUUGAUGAUGGAUUAGGCCGCAAGAAGUGCCUGGACGAGCGUAGACAACAUAACUCCCACUUCUGCCUGUGCCACCAUGGAAGUGUGAGUGGCGUGGGGGAGACGAGGGGAGACUUCUCAGCCUAUCAGACAGACUACCAGGACCGCCAGGACCCAGAGGGCUCCUCCACCAGCAGGCGUUUUCCCAGUAACCAUCUUGAUAGGUCCACUGUGGCAGCUGCUGCCCAGGCAGGAGAGCACUUUAUGUGGUUCGGGAGGCAUGAUGAGGACCGUCCUGUGCCCCUUGAAGUGCUGGCAGCUACCAACUGCUCCUCCUCAUCCAAGCCGUCCAGACACUCCUACCAUAUCAGGCAUUAGAUGAAUACACCAUAUUACCCAAAUACUCUUCUUUAGGAAAUCACAAAGCAACACAUCUUGAUAGUUCUCCAAGUGCAAAUAAAAAAAUAUGAAACAUUGA